GGUGAAUAUGGAAGUGGGAAACGAGAAAGAAGCCAUAACAUUAUUGGUAGGGGAAGAAGAGAAAGAAGAACUCCAAAAUAAUACAAGUGGUUCCAAGGCACCAGUAUUCACGUUAUGGAUUGUUCCUUCAUUCAUUUGCUUUCUCGAAUUGCCGGGUUUAGUUCUUCUAUCAGGUUUCACAUGCCCGAACUUGGCAAAACUCGGUCAGCGUCAUACGAUCUUCAUCUUCGUUUCCGCAAUCUACUUCAUGUUGCUUCAUUUACUCCCAAUUAAACUUGCCAUUCACUGGGGUGCAAAGGCUCCAGACUCUUCGUGGGGGCGCUGCGCUAAGUCGGCCGACCUGAUCCUCGUCAUCCUCAUCUCGGUCGUCGUCGGAUACUGUAGGUCCGACAAUGAUCGCAUUUUCGAUCUGUGGAUUAUGAUUGGACUUACAUUCUUAAAUAUCAAAAUCCACAUGUUUGUUAAAAUUCGAUGGAGGGUUUUGGAUUAUGGUGCACGAGAUAUGAUGGUGGCAUUAGCGAUGCAAGUUUUUGCUUACUGCAAUGUGGUAAUGCUCCUUCACGGGGUAUCAUCAUCAUCAUCUCGACCUGACAGUGGAUUGGGAUUUCGCAUUUCAGCGCUGCUAGUCACGAUGGCGCCUUGUGGAACCGUCGUGUUAUGUGCAUUCUCUUCUGCUCCUGUUUUAGAUAGGCCUGAAAAUCUUACCGAU
Messenger RNA from Linum tenue, 709 nucleotides. The record is from the annotation of a GenBank genome assembly. Lineage: Eukaryota; Viridiplantae; Streptophyta; Magnoliopsida; Malpighiales; Linaceae.